This is a messenger RNA of Vicia villosa (hairy vetch), 2106 nucleotides long. Its product is annotated as zinc finger CCCH domain-containing protein 62-like. Bases 112 to 1539 code for a protein of 475 amino acids. NCBI's taxonomy places the organism in Eukaryota, Viridiplantae, Streptophyta, Magnoliopsida, Fabales, Fabaceae. The record is from RefSeq and is a predicted model, not a curated record. The transcript has 9 exons.
AAAUAAGCCCAGAUUCCGCGCCGCUCUACGCUUCUUUCAUUUCAAUUUCAAAUAUUUCUACACGAAAUAAUCACUGUGGCGUGUCUGCGAACUAAAUUAGUUACAAGGAAAAUGGACGAGAAAAGAGGAAAAAUAGAAACGAUUGUUCUCUCCUCCUCUGAAGAAGAAGAUUACAAUAACGAUUCCGAAGACCAAUUCAGCGAUUCCGAUGAACCGUCUGAAUCAGAUGACACUGAAAUCGAUGACGAAGAAGAUGAAGAUCGCGACGAACCAACCGGAUCGGAUGAUUGUGAUAUUGACGACGAAUCCCUCUCCGAAAAAGUUGUCUCUCUCCUUCAAGAUGGAAAGGAUAUAGAUUCGCUGAAAUUAAACGAAUGCAAAGCUUAUUUACGGAAACAUGGAUUGAGGCUUGCGGGAAAUAGAGCAGUUUGUAUUGCCAGGAUAAAAGAACAUUGGAGGUUAAGACAUGAAAGUGGGUACACCUUGUAUCCAAGAUCAUCCUUCAACAUUAAUUGUACAGGUGAUGUCUGCAUGGGAGAUGUGGUUCUGUUUAAGCAAAAGGUUUAUGAAAAAUUUAGCAAAAUGACUAGGCAUGGAAGAGUUAUAGGAAACAGAACUGUUGCUGGGAGGGUUGUAAAGGAAAGCUAUGGUGCAGCAAAACAACAACAUACCUUCACUAGCGCAUUUGCUCUCUUGGCUGGUGAAGUUGAGGUGUUGUGGAGUAGCGGGGUUAGGAAAUUACCUCCACUUUCUCCUUUGCUUGUAAAGGGCCGUAAUCUCUAUAAACAGAAAACUUACAGACAGAGAUGGAAAAAUGAAGCUGAUAGGGUCAAAGUGCUAUCUGAGAAGCACAGACGUGGUGCAGCAGCAAGGUCUGUAAGAGCGUUGAAGCAGAAAAAGAAAAGCUGUUAUGCAAAUGGAUCUAAGGGUUCUAAGCGGCAGCAUGAAGCCCAUAAUACCAAACGAUCAAAAAAAGGAAGAUCACGUGAUCUAAACAAGGUUAGGCACUUUGAUGGCUCCAGAAGAGAAAACGAGUAUCAAAGUCAAGAGGCCUCUUCAUCAGCACAGACAACUUGGAAUGAGAGUGCAUCUUCAAGAGACUUCAGAACUGCAAGGGGAAGAGUACACAACUCUCCUGAAUUUGACCGCCAUCAACCCCCAGCCUAUCUAUUACAGGCUAGUAGUCGACGAGUUCCAUAUCCAUAUCAAGUAAAUUCUCAAAGCCAAAAUGGAUCAAAUGAAUUCACUUAUCACGCAAGAGGCCCAGUUUCAAAUACGAGAGGAUUCCCACCUUUCAGGCCUGGUGCUAGUGAAUUCACAUAUCACGAGAGAGACCCGGUUCCAAAUAUGAGAGGAUUCCCACCUUUCAGACCUGGUGUUAGUGAAUUCACAUCUAGGGCAAAUGUAUCUAGUGAUAGUUAUCGUGCGCACAUGAAACGAUACAACUUUGAUAUGAAUAAUUUGAAUGCAGAACAUAUUGACAGGCCAUUAUACUUGUCUCCUAGAGACAGGUAUGGAGGGAGAAAGUAUGGCAUAUGAUAUAUAAUCUGUUUCUCAUCGGGAAGACCCGCCUAAGAACAUUUUGGCUUCACCUUUUAACCGUCGCAUACCAUCGGUGUUCUGUAAAUGUACUUUUCGCCUUGGACUAGUGUACAUGGUAUUUUUGGAUGAAUAAUGAAUGGAGUGUAAUCAUCUUUUCCUUCUUCAAAUGUUUUUGUAGUUAUGGGUGUACAUAUACUUGUUGAGAAAAUGUAGUUUUAAAUGUUUUUUUAAUUGAGGGUAAUAAUUGAACUAGUGUACUUGUUGUUUUUGGAUGAUCAAUGAAAAGAGUGUAAAUGUAUAACCAUCCUUUCUUCGAAUGUGUUUGUAGUUUUUUGUUUGUUGAGAAAAACCAAAUUUUAUUGAUCAAAUACAAAUCCCACACUCAAAGAGGGGGAAUGAUUUGGAAGCUUCUCUAUCCUCCAUUACUUAUGAAAGAACUACUCAUGUCUUUUAAAAGUAUACGAACAUGUCAAGGGUGAGAAAAGAAGCUUCAGAUUUUGCAAGUGUACUUGGGUCUGCAUGUGUAUGACGCUUCUCCCUCGUCAUAUUAAAUUGCAGUUUUCU